AUGCCCAAAUCUUUGAUUGUCCUUCCCCGGCCAGGGGCAGCGCCAUCUAGCGACGCAGUACAGCCCAUCCCAGCCCCAUCGGAAGCCUCCUUUGUCACAACCUUCGGCAACCGGCUUCCCCCAGCAUCAUAUUUAGAAACACCCCACGGCAAAGCAGCAUACUACGAGCUAUUGCCCUUAUCGCCUGCUUCUGCCGACGGGAAAAAGGUUGUAUCUCGCGUGCUAUUUGUCCAUGGUGUGCAGACACCCGCAAUCGGCCUCCAGCCAUUAGCUAGCGCACUGUCAUCGCGUUUCCCAUCGGCUCACUGUGUCCUGAUCGACCUGUGGGGCCACGGACUUACGGAAACACCGUUUGUGGCGCACGACCCGGCUCUCUUCCAUGGAUUACUAGAGACCUUGAUGGCGCACCUCAAAUGGGCUGAUGCCCAUUUCAUCGGCUAUUCUUUUGGCGGGUCCACGACUGCAAGCUUCGCGGCUGCGCACCCCGAGCGCGUCGCGUCGAUGGUUUUGGUCGCGCCGGCAGGUCUGCGCCGCACUGCGGGGCUGGGUGAGGUACAGCAGGGUUACUUGCGUGGUGGGGAGGGCGUGGAAGAAGCGGCGCGAGAUUGGAUCUUGGAAGUGCUGGAAGGGGGCCGGUUGAUUGUGCCUUCGGAUUGGAAGGAGCGGGUUGGACGAGGUGAAGUUGUGGCAGAGGCCGUGAGAGACUGGGAAAUGAGAGAGCAUCCAGGGCAUGUCGCUAGCGUUGUCGCCAUAUUCAGGGAUGGUGGGAUUUUUGAUAAACAUGCCGAAUUUGCGAAAGCAGCGACGACGGGGAUCCAGUCCCUAUGUGUUCUGGGCGAGUUGGAUGACUUGUGUAGCGCGCAGGACUUGCAUGAGCUUGGGAUGGAGAAUGUUGAGGUCGUGCCGCAGGUAGGCCAUGGAGUGGUUAGAGAACGGGUGCCGGAGGUCGCUGGGUUUGUUCAGCAGUUCUGGAAUAGUCUCCAGGAGUAA
Aspergillus bombycis is the source of this 990-nucleotide messenger RNA. RefSeq names its product alpha/beta fold hydrolase. Lineage: Eukaryota; Fungi; Ascomycota; Eurotiomycetes; Eurotiales; Aspergillaceae. The transcript has a single exon. The record is from RefSeq and is a predicted model, not a curated record. Bases 1 to 990 code for a protein of 329 amino acids.